AUGCGUGAGCUCGUCGCAAGGCGCGAAGAGGAGCAUCAACGGGAGAAAAUUAUGGACAUAACCGGUCAGGAUGGCCUAGGUGGCUUCUACCGCUACAUGUAUGACCAUGAAAUGGAAAAGGGUAACUCAAGUCUCCAGUGCUCGUCUAAUGAAGACCCCAAAUCGAAAGAACCGCGAUCACCCCGUAGAGACACACAAAAAGAAGUCGACGAUCAAAAGGUUUGCAAAGAAGAUAGGAAGUUUUCUCCUCAAACAGAUUAUCGUUCCGUUAAAGAGAAAUCGCAAAACUCAAGUACUCUGAGCAAAACACCGGGCUCCUCCAGCAGGGCUUCAGAUUCGGGUAACGAGAGUCAUUCUCUCGACGAAGAGACAGCUGAAAACGAAAGCAAAACCAAAUUACAUCUUGUGAAAGACUCGAUACAACAACUUCCGAAUGAUUCCUCUCCAAAGCCACUAUCACCUAAACGCGUGAAUGACGAACCGCAUCUUGACAGAUCGAGGUAA
Molecule: messenger RNA, 504 nt
Organism: Echinostoma caproni
Lineage: Eukaryota; Metazoa; Platyhelminthes; Trematoda; Plagiorchiida; Echinostomatidae
Source: the annotation of a GenBank genome assembly